AUGGCCAUGACCUCUGCCGUCGCAGUCUCUGAUUCUUUGGUUGCUCGUAAGCCUAUGACUGUGGGCGAACUCCGGAAUUCGCCGGGGGCUUCCAAAUAUUCGGCGGUAUGCGCGUUGUGCCUUAUCGGCUGCAACGCAGCACAAGAAUUCAAUAGCUGCCCGUGCUGCCAACCCCGAGGAGAUUGCGAUAAGCAAUGCCCGAAUUUCGGAUAA
Messenger RNA from Plenodomus lingam JN3, 213 nucleotides. NCBI's taxonomy places the organism in Eukaryota, Fungi, Ascomycota, Dothideomycetes, Pleosporales, Leptosphaeriaceae. The record is from RefSeq and is a predicted model, not a curated record.